This is a messenger RNA of Malaya genurostris, 2534 nucleotides long. RefSeq names its product myoneurin-like. The transcript is spliced from 5 exons. Lineage: Eukaryota; Metazoa; Arthropoda; Insecta; Diptera; Culicidae. The coding region runs from base 46 to 2067 and encodes 673 amino acids. Gene Ontology annotation, biological process: regulation of transcription by RNA polymerase II. Gene Ontology annotation, cellular component: chromosome; nucleus. Gene Ontology annotation, molecular function: chromatin insulator sequence binding; zinc ion binding. The record is from RefSeq and is a predicted model, not a curated record.
UCGAAUUGUGAAUAAUUACCGUGUUAGAUAAAUGUUUCUCGAAAAAUGGAACCAUGCUGUAGGCUAUGUGGCUACAACUCCACCGAUUUGGUAAAUGUUUUUACAGAACAAGGCGAGCCCUCUGAGUAUGUCGAGAAGAUAAACCGGUAUCUUUAUCUAUUGGUGGUUCUUGAUGAUAACUUACCUAAAGCAAUUUGCUGGAUGUGUUCGCAGCAAUUAGAUUCGUUUCACCGGUUUCAUGAAAAAAUCAACGAAAUUCAGCAACGAAUUCUAAAAGACCGUUACUCCGAGUACGUCAUUGAACUAGGUCGAAAACCCACCGAACGUGAAAGUGAAAUUGAGCAGAUCAGUGCUGAAAACGAAUUGCAGACAAAAUCAAAUCAAGUGCAAAUUCAGGAAUCUAAAUCUAAGGAAGAAUAUGCGUCGAUUCAUUUAAUUCCAUCUCACAAUGAUUCAUUUCUGGUCGUAGAAGCAAAGCCAAAUAUUCCACUAAUCUCUGACACACGAACAGAUCUAAACAAUUCACAUGCAAAAUCUGAACAGUCUUCUAUAGUAGAAGUGUUUGAAAUUCGAAGAAGCUCUCGAAAAAUUUGUUCUACAAGAAAAAAAGGGAACGAAACACGCACUGAAGACGAGGAAAGUGACCAUGAAAUUCAGUUGAAACACAAGAAACCAUACCUACGAAAAUGCUCUGUCACUGGUCGAAGUAGGAUAAAUGAAGUGAGUGGAACUCAGCUAAAUAAUACCUCUGCAUGCCGAGUAGUGCCAACUCGGACAAGUCCUAGAAUUGCAACUAUUAACAGUACGGAAGAAGAAAAGGACAACGUGUCUUUUCAUGAUGGCACAGUGAUGAAAGAAGAUGACAGUGAAAUUGACUUGCCUGAUCGCGAUUCAGACAACGAGGAAUGGCCUACGGCUGCAACAAUGGAAAAGUUUCCUUCUGAAGUCAUAAAAAAUGGUUUGUUGACGGUAAAAGGAAAAGAACUUAUAAGGAUGAUCAACAGCUUCUACAAUUUGCAGUGUGAUAUAUGUAAAAACAUACCAAAGCGAUUCAAAACGCUUGCAGGGCUAUUAACGCACCAUAAAACGAUACACAAACAUGAGGGUUAUGUUGUGUGCUGUCAAAAAAAAUUGCGUUAUCCAGCAGUAAUCAUGCAUAUGGCACGGCAUAUUCAGCCAGAAGCAUUCAAAUGUGAUAUUUGCGGAUAUAUGGUAACAAGACCAAGAUUCCUUGCAUCGCAUAAACAGACACACUUACCUGAAGAUCUAAAACCAUAUGCUUGCGAGCAGUGUCCUAAAAGAUUUUGUUGGAAAAGAGCUCUUCAGAUACAUCUCAAUCUACAUAAAGCACCAGAGGAAAGAGUAGUUUAUAUUUGUGCUGUAUGCGGUAAAAGGUACGAUACCCCUGGCGGCUUGUCAGCCCAUAAGAAAAAUGUUCAUUCAAAAAAUCAGACACCGAAAACGCCUCAUGUUUGUGAAAUUUGUGCGAACAAAUUUGCUACGAGUUCAGGACUGAAAGAGCAUAUGGUAACUAUACAUCAACCACGCGAAAAAGGUCAACUGCAAUGCUCUGAGUGUUACAAAUGGCUUAUGAAUAGCCGUUGUCUGAGAGUGCACAUGCAAUUGCAUUCCAAGAAUGAUGUUGCAUGUGACCAGUGUAGUUAUAAAACCAAGAAACAAUCGCUACUGAAGCGACAUAAAAUUACGCACCACCAGGAAGAAAGGCCGUUUCACUGUGACAUUUGUGGCAGCACAUUCAAACAUAAACGAGCGUUAACUGUUCACACAAAUCUUAAGCACGAUUUAGAGAAAACCAAUUACAAAUGCAAUUUCUGUGAUCGCUCUUUCGCAAGCUCUACAAAUUUUUAUACACAUCGAAAAAACAGACAUCCAGAGGAGCUAGCCGCUAUGAAAGAACAUCAAGAACAGGAGAAAAAAUUACAAAGAAUAAAGGCAGGCAUUGAAGCGGACGACAUUCCAGCUGCUCAUGAAUCGAUCAUUGCGAUCGGUUCUGAUGGGACGCACAUCAUCACCAUUAAGAACAGAAACAGUGAUCUUCAGAAAUAAGUGAAUACACUAAUAAUAUAAGAAGUUGUCGAUAUCUCAAUAUUAACGCAUUAAAUCAUGGGAUCUGUAGAUCGAUAAAUCAAAUUUUCUUAGGUAUUGUAUUUUGGAAUUGAUAAUAUUCCAGCCAUUAUUGAACAUGAAGCGUUAUAGCCACCACUUUCGACCGCCCCCUUCGCCAUCGAUCAAAGGGGAAGUUUAAUAAUAAGGAGGAAUAGAAAUGUUGAUGCUUCACCAACUUCACGGAAGGACGACUCUAGGUUCCAACUGGUAUUACAUUCCUCCAACAACUUUUUUAAACUUGAUCAUAACUUUUAUUUUUCAUACCUGGAACUAGACAAAGUUGUGUAGUGAUAGGUCGAGUACGAUGAAUCAACCCUGCGGAGUAUGAAGCGUAGAGAAUAAUCAAAGACAUUGCCAACACUGCUUUUGUUCCUUUUCCAAUCUCAUGUUACACAAUAAAGUGAAUU